UAACAGUUACAACUUCGUCACUGGACAUAAGCACGCACUCGGAGAGCACAAGUACAGAAAAUACAAUGAUAGGAACAGCGGCGCCGGCGCCGGCGACGGCAGCGGAUACAGGACCUACAUCAACGGCGGGGCAGCAGAAUAUGGCCGCUUCAUUUGCGAACUCUUUUAGAAUUGCCGCAGUUGCCGAUCGAUUUGCCUUGCACUUGAAACCUGGAGGUUUUGGCAACUCUAAUACGGAUUUUACCAGUCUGUGCCUCUCUCUUGCUAGGGGCAUCGAUUAUGCAGUUGCAAAUAAUGAGGUUCCUACCAAAGCUCAAGACUUGCCAGCACUGUUGAAACAGGUAUGCCAACAUAAAAACGAUCUCGUCUUACAAGCAGCUAUCAUGGUUCUUAUGAUUUCUGUCAAGAAUGCUUGUAAGAUCGGUUGGUUUUCACCCAAGGAUUCUCAAGAAUUAGCCACUCUUGCUAAUGAGAUGGGGAGUAGCUUUUGCAGUUCUGGAGAACUUAAUAUCUCACCAAAUGACUCUCCUUCUAUUAUCUCAACAGUUUUGUCCAGAUUCUAUCCACUGAUGAAAAUGGGGCAAAUACUCGCUUCUCUUGAAGUUAAGCCUGGAUAUGGAGCUUACAUGGUUGAUUUUCACAUUUCAAAAACUACAAUACCUUCUCGACAGGAAAAAAUACGGUUGUUUGUGGCACAAAAAGAUAAUAUAGAGACAUCUGCAUGUAUUAUAAGCCCACAACAAGUGAGCUUUCUGUUAAACGGGAAGGGGGUGGACAAAAGAACUAAUGUUUCAAUGGACCCAGGACCGCAAAUGCCAUCAAAUGUGACCGGUAUACUAAAAUAUGGGACGAAUCUUCUUCAAGCUGUUGGCCAGUUUAAUGGUCAUUAUAUCAUAGCUGUUGCUUUUAUGAGCGUGACAUCAUCACCCAAAGUUCCUGAGCUACUAUUUCACAUUGAAUCUAGUGCUGUUACAGAAGAUCCAGAUUCUGAUGUCAUUGAGGGGCCAUCUCGAGUAUCACUCAAUUGCCCCAUCAGCUGCACGCGUAUCAUAACUCCCGUCAAAGGAUAUUCGUGUAAGCAUCUUCAGUGUUUUGAUUUUAGGAACUUCAUUGAUAUAAAUUCAAGGAGGCCGUCUUGGCGCUGCCCGCAUUGUAAUCAGCAUGUCUGCUACCCCAACAUUCGUUUAGAUCAAAACAUGGAUAAGGUUUUAAAAGAAGUGGGUGACAAUGUAGCUGUUGUAAUAAUCUCAGCUGAUGGCUCGUGGAAGGCUGUUCUGGAAACUGAUGAUAAUUCAAACAAUACGCAAAAAGAGGUUAUCGAUUGUCAGAAUGACAUGCCUGAAGAAUUUGCAAUUACUGUGGAUCUUACCGAGGAUGAUGAUAUGAUGGAUGUUAUAAGCAUUACUGACCUUGAAGAUCGGAAACCUUCUCAGGCUACUCUUCAGAGACAACCUGUUACCAAUAAUUCAAUCGAACCACCACCUUCAAAUACUGCGAGUGCAGUUGAUCAGAAUGUUGCUAGUCCAGCAGGGGAUAACUUUUGGUCUGAAAUGUACUUAUUGUCCGGAACAUCUACUGCUGGAUCAGGGCAACAAUAUUUCAAUCAAAUUUUUGCCUCUCCUUCUACCAGUUCUUUGACAUCUCCGGUGAUAACUGAUGCCGUAUCUCCUUCACUCCAUCGUGAUUCUGGAAGCCACAGGAACACUAAUCUCUCACCUCCAGUGCACACUCAGAUACAACUUAUGAAUGCAGCUGCAAGUGCAGCUGUAGAUAACGAGUAUGGGACAUUGAGACAGAUACUUGGAAGAAAUGUAAAUAGGACUCCUGUUGCAGUUCAGGCUCUUGCAGCUUCACCACAAAUACCAUUGCACCCACAAAGACCAAGAACUCAUCCAAAUACUGCUAUGCCCAAUGGGUCAUCACCUUUUUCUCAGGCUGCCCGACCUAUGACACCAGCAGGCACUGGUAUCAACAUGGCUUCCAAUUAUAGGUAUAGGCCUCAUCAUUUUUCAAGACCGCCUACAGAUACUCGUCAAGGUUCGCCCUUGCUGCAACAUCCCUCAUCUGCACAGAACAUGAAUCAUCUACAACGACCUGUUAAUUUAGGGCAACCAGUUUCUACUGGGAUUCGAAAUGAUUCUCAGAAUUUAUAUCAGCACCAUACGAUUCGGAUGCCUCAAUCCAGGAGUCACUCUCCAACUGUAGGUAGAUCAUCUUCACCAGUCAUGCGUCCGUGGGUUCCAAUCCAGCAAGGGGUUGGCAGCACAUCAAGUUCACCAAAUACCCAACAUCCUAAUUUUGCUGCUACUCAGCGACCAGUCCAUAUGACUCGACAGCCACCAUUAACACCAGUCCAAAUUCCAAUCUCCAAAGGAGGGCCCACAUACUCAAAUACUGAUGCAAGUAGGACGCCACAAGGGAUGAUGCAGAGAGUAAAUGUUGGAGAACGUCAACUAAAUUCCGGAGCUGAUGCUGCUAGGUCAUCAGAGCAAAACUGGCAACCUACUGGACGAAUGCGCGGAGCCCUCUCUAGUCAGGCUGUUAACACGUAUAAGGAUCUUGUAAUUCAGCCCACCCAACCAGCUCAGACUCCGCAACCGCAACCAUCCAAUUUGACCCCAUCGCCACCUAAUGUUUCACCUCAACUCGGAGCGUUUCUUUCCAACGGCAGGAGUUACCAUACACCUCAGACACAAAAUAGUGCAAUGAGUCAACCUGCCAGCAUGAACGGGAACUCUGGUACGCUGCCGUGACUGAUAAUACUUCUCUUGAGUCUACUAACGAUGCCGAUAGAGAUCCCUGGUGUGGCUGUAAAUAAAUGGGAUAUGGCCGAUUGUUGCAUCACGAGGUCAAUUUUUGUGAAGUUACAUAGAUUUACAGUGGCUUAUGGUUUCGACCAUAUUUAUACAAGAAUGUUAGUCGGUAAAUUAUGUUGAUAUAAACUAGGGUAACAUGUCUGGAAAUAGUUUCAAGUUACAAUACCUAUGCUUAAAUAUAUUAUCCUAGUUUAUAGCGCUGGUUCUCUUUGUAAAUUAUCUUUGCUAUCUGCUAAUGAUACCGUCUAAUCCUUCAA
This is a messenger RNA of Mercurialis annua (annual mercury), 3073 nucleotides long. Its product is annotated as E4 SUMO-protein ligase PIAL2. The record is from RefSeq and is a predicted model, not a curated record. Gene Ontology annotation, biological process: protein sumoylation. Bases 66 to 2753 code for a protein of 895 amino acids. Lineage: Eukaryota; Viridiplantae; Streptophyta; Magnoliopsida; Malpighiales; Euphorbiaceae. The transcript has 16 exons. Gene Ontology annotation, molecular function: zinc ion binding; SUMO ligase activity.